Aspergillus caelatus is the source of this 1549-nucleotide messenger RNA. Its product is annotated as FAD-dependent oxidoreductase. The record is from RefSeq and is a predicted model, not a curated record. Bases 49 to 1338 code for a protein of 429 amino acids. Gene Ontology annotation, molecular function: monooxygenase activity; FAD binding. Lineage: Eukaryota; Fungi; Ascomycota; Eurotiomycetes; Eurotiales; Aspergillaceae. The transcript is spliced from 5 exons. Gene Ontology annotation, biological process: secondary metabolite biosynthetic process.
GCUUCAGUGUGCAUUAACUUGUGGGAUUAAAACCAAACACCGGGAAGUAUGAAAAUCCUCAUUGUGGGAGCAGGUCUUGGCGGCCUCGCGGCUGCGUACUGCUUUGCCAAGGAUGGCCACCAUGUUCAGGUCUUUGAGAAGCGGGGAAAUCUGUCGCCGAAGGGAAGUGGAUUGAUGAUUCGCCCUGGCGCGUCUCGCAUUCUUCAAUCCUGGGGUCUUGGAGACGCCAUUGAACAAGUUGCGGACACAUGUCUCCCGUUCUCCAUCCGAGACCUGAAGACCGGGAAGGAUAAGAUACGUACAUUACCAACAUCUCUCACCAAGUAUCCAGAUUGGGGCAUCCAUCGACCCAUUCUACAGGAUAUUUUCUACCAACAUGCUAUGAAAGUUGGGGCCGAGAUUACCUUCAACAGUGUCGUGGAAGACUUCUCAGAUGAACCAAACGAAAGUCCAAGCUUACAAUUUCGAGGCGGGAAAACAAUAGCUGGCGAUUUCAUCCUCAUUGCCGAUGGGAUUCGAUCACGCUUGCGUGCUAAAGUUUUGUUUGACAUAUCCGCGGGCUGGCUAGUGGAUCCGCAAGUCAACGACUCGGUAUUCUAUGGCGUAACAGUGCCACAGAAAGAACUACAAUCAGAUAGUGACGCCGUUGUCUUGCUACAGCAAGUCGAGCCAUGUGUUUGGGCAGGUGAUGAACGUUUUGUUGUUGGUCGAAAGCCCAGAAAAAGUGAGUUCUGGAGCGGAUUGUUCGGCCUCAAACAUGAUGAUGGCCAAGCCAGUAUGUGGAACGAGGAUGGGGAUAUCGUCUUUGUGAGGAAGCGUUUUGAGGGAAUCUGCCCUUCACUUUCUGCGGUUCUCAAGUUGGCGACCAAGUGCGACAGAUGGAAAAUUGCCCAAAUGCCAAAUCUUCCUCGUUGGACGAGUAGGACUGGCAGAACCAUCUUAUUGGGUGACUCAGCCCAUGCAAUGGAGCCUAAUGCAGCACAGGGGUUAUCACAGAUUAUCGAGGAUAUUAGGGUAUUGCAAAUAUUGCUUCUGUCACUUCCUGGCUUGGAUGUCUCAGUGAUAAGUAGAUUCUGGGAAGAUAUCCGAAAGCCUCGAGUUGAACGCAUCAAGUCCUAUGCUGCUUGGAACACGCGAAGGUUUCUCGGGCACAAAGAUCGUGCGGCCUCGCAUCAGAAAUAUGCUGAUGCCGAUUGGGAGUCCAUCAAAGAUAUUGAACCAGAUUCUGCUGCGGAUUUUACAAGUCCUGCAUUUUUUAAGUGGGCUCACGACUAUGAUGCCGUUGAACAAACCAGAAAAUACUUACAGAAAAUCAACAAAGCAAGCUCGAGACUGUAAUGAGUUCCGGUGAUAUAUGCUAUUUGACAAUGGAUAUAAAAACACAAAGCUUCAUGGAACAGUACAGUUGACUUCCUGCUGCCGUUUUCGCCAGAGACAACAAUGGUAACAUGACUUGGGAUUGAGAGCGUAUGGCAAAAGAGGCCGAUACUCUUGCCACGAGCGGUGAUGCUAGAUGUAACUUCCAGCUCCUCUGCAUAGAACAGCCAAG